AUGAGAUCGUUAGGAUCGUUAACCCUCAUAUUCCUCCUAUCUCUCUUCUACGCCUCCCCCGUGCUCUCAUUCGGAUAUGGGUCGUCGCAAAAACCAGCCAAGAACGCCAUCCUCCUCUCCGACGUCAAAUCCCUAACCCUCCGAGCAAAGCAACGCACCACCUCCCGCCGUGUCUCCCCAAUUCCCCAACUCACAUGCAUCGGCCCCUCAAAACGAGUUUGCAACCUGUAUACCAUCGACACAAUGCGCUGCACAAACGCAGGCUCCGAAUACGACGAGGGAGACAUUCAAUGGACCUGCACCGCGCCUCUCCCGCCAGAAUUCAAAUUGGGUUCUACGGAUGUUAUUUGUGAGGGGUACAGAGAUGCGGAUGAUAAGUGGGUGUUGAAGGGGAGUUGUGGGGUUGAGUAUCGGUUGUUGUUGACGGAGGUCGGGGAGGAGAGGUUUGGGGGGAUACGGGAUGAGAGCAAUGCGGUGGGUGCGGUGGGGAGUUUGAUUUUCUUUGGGUUUAUGGUGGCGGCUUUUAUCUUUAUCUUAUGGCCUAUGGCUCUGAGUUGCUUUGGCAUACGCAGAGAUCGUCCAGAUCAGCGUCGUGGUUGGGGAGGGUUCUGGGGAGGUGGUGGUGGAGGACCUGGCGGUAAUGGUGGAUAUCCUGGACCUCCGCCGCCAUAUUCCAGAUACCCCGAUCACAGUACUUCCUCGUCGAUACCAGGUUGGAGGCCAGGCUUCUGGUCUGGCGCAAUGAGUGGUGCUGCAGCUGGCUAUGAGAUGGGAAGAAGAAGCGAGAGGUAUGGCUCGCCGUUUGGUGGCCGACGGAUGGGCACGGGAUAUGAUGACUAUCGUGACCCUUGGGAAGGCAGUUCGAGGACUCGUUCGUCACCGGGGUUCUCGACUACUACUACGGGUACCGGGUUUGGGUCGACCAGGAGGAGGUGA
Messenger RNA from Aspergillus chevalieri, 936 nucleotides. Its product is annotated as DUF1183 domain protein. The record is from RefSeq and is a predicted model, not a curated record. The transcript has a single exon. Gene Ontology annotation, cellular component: endoplasmic reticulum membrane. The coding region runs from base 1 to 936 and encodes 311 amino acids. NCBI's taxonomy places the organism in Eukaryota, Fungi, Ascomycota, Eurotiomycetes, Eurotiales, Aspergillaceae. Gene Ontology annotation, biological process: regulation of store-operated calcium entry.